This is a messenger RNA of Verticillium dahliae VdLs.17, 1838 nucleotides long. Its product is annotated as LET1 protein. Gene Ontology annotation, cellular component: cytosolic [4Fe-4S] assembly targeting complex. Gene Ontology annotation, molecular function: 4 iron, 4 sulfur cluster binding. Lineage: Eukaryota; Fungi; Ascomycota; Sordariomycetes; Glomerellales; Plectosphaerellaceae. The record is from RefSeq and is a predicted model, not a curated record. The coding region runs from base 1 to 1767 and encodes 588 amino acids. The transcript has a single exon. Gene Ontology annotation, biological process: iron-sulfur cluster assembly.
AUGAGCGCCAUUCUGUCCGCCGACGACCUCAACGACUUUAUCAGUCCCGGCGUCGCCUGCAUCAAACCAGUCGAGACCCUGCCCGCGGCCCCGCCACCGCCCGCCGACGGCUCGCUCGAGCACGAGGUCAUCCUCGACGGCCAGCCCGGCGGCCCCGCCUCGUCGGGCCUGAAGCCCAACGCGCCCGCCGAAAUCUCCCUGACCGACUGCCUCGCCUGCUCCGGCUGUGUCACCUCGGCCGAGGCCGUGCUCGUCAGCCUACAGAGCCACACCGAAGUUCUCAAUACGCUCGACUUUGGCCCCUCGCUGCGCAUCGUUGGCCCCGACGAAAAGGGCCAGUUCCGCGUCGACGGCCUCGAGGAUGAGUCACGCAAGCUCUUCGUAGCGAGCGUCUCGCCGCAGACGAGAGCCAGCCUCGCCGCCGCCGCCGGCAGCGGCACCACCGAGCAGGAGGCGGGCCACAUGCUGGAGAGGCUGCUGCGCGGGCCCGAGGGCCUGGCAUCCGCAGGUCAGCACAACAACGGCUUCACCUGGGUCCUCGACACGAACGUCGCGCGCGAGGCGUGCCUCGUGCUCGGCGCCGACGAGGUCCUGGGCACCGACAAGGCGGCCGCAUCCUCCGACCCCAAGCCUACACUCACCUCAAACUGCCCCGGCUGGGUCUGCUACGCCGAGAAGACGCACCCGCACGUGCUCCCUCACAUCUCCAAGGUCAAGUCGCCGCAGGCCCUCAUGGGCACAUUGCUCAAGACGACGCUCAGCCGAAAACUCAACAUUCCACCGAGCCGCAUAUGGCACCUGGCAGUCAUGCCGUGCUUUGACAAAAAGUUGGAGGCUAGUCGCGAGGAGCUCACAGACUCUGUAUGGGCGGGCGACGGCAAGCCUGGCCGCGGCAUCCGCGACGUGGACUGCGUCAUUACCAGCAAAGAGGUCCUCAUGCUCGCCGACUCGCGCGGCUUCGACUUCUUCAGCCUGGCCCGUACCAACCCCUCACUUACGAGACAGCUGUUCCCCGACCCGCAGCUCGAUCGCUUCCUCUUCCCGCCGCAACCUGCACACCGAGACAAACCCAUUGCGGGGUCAUCGGGCGGCAACCUAUACUUUACGCUGCAGAGCGUUGUGUCCAAGAACCCUGGCUCUCAGAUCCAGGUGAUUCGAGGACGGAACGCCGACGUGACCGAAUACAUCGUCGCCAGCGGGGCAGGCGAACCAAUUUUCAAGGCGGCCCGGUUCUACGGGUUCCGCAACAUCCAGAACCUGGUGCGCAAGCUCAAGCCCGCCCGCCCAUCGCGCAUGCCCGGCGGGAAACCCUUCGGCAGCGCCAGGCGACCGACCGGCAAGACGGCGGGGCUCGAGUACACGUUCGUCGAGGUCAUGGCCUGCCCCGGCGGGUGCACCAACGGCGGCGGCCAGAUCAAGAUUGACGACCCGAUCGUCGUCGAGCGCAAGGGCCUGGCGAUCAAGCCCGGCCCGCAGGAGCAGAAGCAGUGGCUGGCAGAGGUGGACGAGGCCUACUUUUCCGCCGAGGAAGCGGACGACAGGGACGUCGUUUCCGGCUGCGACGUGCCGCGGCAGGACUUGGUGGACGGCAUUUCCCCUUCGCACAUUCGAGAUACCCUGGCGCAUUGGUCUGGCAUUACGGGCGUAGACUUGGAUAGAUUGGUCUUCACGACGUACCGCGAGGUCGUCAGCGACGUCGGCAAGGACAAGACGACCGACACGGAGCGCGUGGUGCAGCUCGCUGGCAAGAUUGGCGGUGGCUGGUGAGGAAGAACGGGAAAAAAGGAUUAGCUAGAGAGAGAGAGAGAGAGAGUAGAAGAAGGGGAUCAUGAAAUAUC